Messenger RNA from Parnassius apollo (apollo), 471 nucleotides. NCBI's taxonomy places the organism in Eukaryota, Metazoa, Arthropoda, Insecta, Lepidoptera, Papilionidae. The record is from the annotation of a GenBank genome assembly.
AUGACUUCUAAUGAAAAAUUUAUGAAACAAGCAGUUGUUGUGUUGCAGCGUAUUAAAAUUCUUGGCUGCAUGAAAUGCCCAGUAGCAUUUUCAAACAUGGGCGAUUACAAACUUCAUAAAUUGAAGCAUGACCUUGAAAACAUACGAAAACGAAGGCAAGAAAAGAGUAAGAAGUAUUAUCAAUCUAAUAAAGAAGGUUUUGAGAAAAAAAUUCAGUGUGACGAGUGCGAUAUGAAGUUUGUGGAAAGGAGCACACUAGAAGCCCAUUCUGCCCUGCACAAGCCUUUCCCACAUGUGUGUGACUGUGGAGUAGGAUUUUAUGUAUAUAAUGACUUAAAGUGUCAUAUGGAACUAGUUCAUGCAGAUGAAGAUGGUGUGAACCAAUCAAAAGUAAAAAACCAAAAGAAAAAUAAAAAAAUACAGAACCAAAAGGAAAAUAUGCCAAUUAGGAGCAAUAAAAGAACUAAAUAA